CGAACUAUACCCGCGUCGGCAAAGUACAUAGCAACAAGAUAUGUGGAUCGUAUAAUGCGAAACAUGUGGAAGGAAAAUGGCAACUGCAGACGCUAAAAGUCGUGUUUACCAUUUCCGUCUACAAAUUCUUAUCAUAGAUGGAGGACUUCUAGUGUUACGAAACAUACUAGAUCAGAAGCUCAACGUUCAGAACAUCUCUCUGAGCAUAUGCCUGAGUCAGGAAAGACCGACAAUUACACGUCUGAAAGCACAGGAAAUAAUAACUCAAUUCCAAUAUGAUCUUCUGUAUCCACCAGGUGGACGACUUCCAUCGGCUGCGGACUUUGACUUUACGCUGAUAAUAUGUCUUCUUACAAAUCUGAAAUGUUUUGGUUUCAAUCGAAACUUUAGCUGGACUGUUAUUCCGAAUACAUCAGACGUAUCAUUGGAAGCUGACAUCUGCAGGCUUAGAUUGUACAGGAGAGAGGUCACUCAUAUAUUGACAACAACAGGAAUCGGGUUGAAAGAUUUUAUCUUUAAGUGGACUGAAAUAGAAAAGAUUCUUUUGAGGCUAAACACGACGGUGAUAAAUCCGGUUCCAAACUUACAGCAGACAAUUGAUGAUAUUAAACGAUGUCCACUAGAUCCAGAAGCAGAGGAAAGGAUACAGAAGUUAACGGGAAAAGUGAAAGGAAUAUACGACAGCACGUCAGGACAGCAAUCAGCAGCAGCAAGUAAGUAUUUAGUACUUCAGUGUCGUUUUAUGAAUUGUAAUCUUUGCUGACGUGUCAUGCCUACUAAGAUUAUUACUGUAGCUAUAAUAUACUGAGGUCAUUUAGAAACAGUACACCUGUAUCAGUUAUUUGUCCGCCAUUAAAUACGCAUUUGUACAGUUAAUACUUAACAACGUCAACAGAUACUCUAUAAGUUUUUCUUGUCUCAGCAAUAACAGUGAAAAUAAAACAACAGAGAAAACCACUGCUGGGCAUGUAUCUUCUAAAAUUUUAAUUUGUAAUUAAUGGCUUACCUAG
Messenger RNA from Mercenaria mercenaria, 1010 nucleotides. Its product is annotated as E3 ubiquitin-protein ligase DZIP3-like. The transcript is spliced from 4 exons. NCBI's taxonomy places the organism in Eukaryota, Metazoa, Mollusca, Bivalvia, Venerida, Veneridae. The record is from RefSeq and is a predicted model, not a curated record. The coding region runs from base 77 to 763 and encodes 228 amino acids.